AUGUCAGCCCGGGCUGGGCGGGAAUUCGGAGAGCUGACGGGGGUGAAGAGCCACCCGGAGACAUCGGGCAGGAGGCUGGGAGCAGGACUCCAGCCCACACACAUCGGCGAGGACAGGCUGGUGCUGUGCCCCACCGGACAUUUUGCAGCCAACGUGGAAACGCUAAACGGGGAGCAAACGUCUUGCCCCACAUGUGGGGAAAAACUGACCAAGACCAGAGGGAUCGAAGUGGGGCACACAUUUUAUCUGGGCACCAAGUACUCCUCCGUCUUCAACGCUGUCUUCUACUCCGCCGACAACAAGCCCCAGCUGGCAGAAAUGGGCUGCUACGGCCUGGGCGUCACUCGCAUCCUGGCAGCCUCCAUCGAGGUGCUCUCUACGGAGGACAGCAUCCGCUGGCCGAGCCUCAUCGCGCCCUACCAGCUCUGCUUGCUCCCCCCCCAGAGGGGCAAGGAGGAGGAGGAGGGAGCGGCGCUGCUGGAGCGGGUGUACGACGAGCUGGCCGAAGCGCUGCCCCACCUCGACGGCGACUCGGUGCUGGAUGACAGGACGCAGCUGACCAUCGGCAAAAGGCUGAAGGACGCCAACAAGCUGGGUUACCCCUACGUGGUCGUCGCCGGGAAGAGGGUUUGCGAGGACCCGCCGGUCUUCGAGGUCUGGGAUCAGAACGCUGGCCAGGUUUUGUUCCUCACCAAGGAAGGUGUCAUUGAGUUGCUGAGUAAAGUGCGAGUCCCUUAA
This is a messenger RNA of Opisthocomus hoazin, 738 nucleotides long. RefSeq names its product prolyl-tRNA synthetase 2, mitochondrial (gene PARS2). Gene Ontology annotation, biological process: prolyl-tRNA aminoacylation. Lineage: Eukaryota; Metazoa; Chordata; Aves; Opisthocomiformes; Opisthocomidae. Gene Ontology annotation, cellular component: cytoplasm; mitochondrion. Gene Ontology annotation, molecular function: ATP binding; proline-tRNA ligase activity. The record is from RefSeq and is a predicted model, not a curated record.